AUGAAAAUGAAAAGAAUGUUGCUAGUCGGCAGACCAAUCCGAACGGUGCGGCGACAUCGUUCUGUUCUGCUAGUGUGUGUGCCAUUAGCGUAAAAGAUGUGUGUGCAAACUGUUAUGGCAACAAAUGAUCGCGAUCACGAUCAAGUGGUUCCGUGUGCAGGCGUUUGUCCCUGUGCCGACUAACGCGAGGGUGGGCACAAACGUCUGGUGAGGAUUACGGAGACAGUUUGGCGAUGUAAUGGCGUACCUCUGUAGGCACGUGUUCCCUGUAUUUGUAUGAAAGUUUACCCAUGAUGUUUGUGACGGUGUGUGUGUGUGUGUUAUUAUGUUCGUGCUGUAACGUGACGAUCGUUUUUAGGAAGAUGAAACGCUGAAAGUGUGGAAAACCGAAACGAGUCCAAAUCGAGUUUUCCAUCCCGAAAAACUAUACAGCUUUCAUCACCUCAGCGAGUGCAAACGAAAUUCGGAAAAGAUCAACCAUAUAUAUUUAUGAUCGCAAUGAGUUGACACGUCUCCCCCGGACUGGCAAACGUGGUACGCGUGCAUUCGAAAAGGUCAUGGAGAAGCCUGGUGUUUCUUGAUCGUUCGCCAGCUUGUUCGUACGGUGCCUGUGCCCGUAAAACGGGGCUAGUGUACACGACGAUGUUUCGCGGCGGAUGUGCAUGACUUAAUUGGACCGUUUUACAUCACCCCCUGGGGGAGGGGCGAUUAUUUCCUGUUCCUGAUCUCUUCCAGCAUUCAGCGAGUGAUUAGUGUUUUUGAGAGUGUUCAAUUUACUAGCGACGUCCCAACAUGGUGGAUAAUUGACAUUCCUUCACUUUAAAGACGUUCAAUUAGAGUUGCUUUACCGGUGCAGUUGUUACGGAUGGCGCAUAAAUUGCGCUAUCCCCGAAGGCUGUCCGCAUCCGUUUGUGUAAGAAUAACGCUCUGUAACAACAAACGAGACUCGUCGAGCAGUGUAGUUGUCUGUACUGGUACUGUUCUUGAAAAACGUACGAUAAGCACGCGCGAAUGGCGCUCCGGUGCUCGAACAGCUGCAGCUGACGACAGGCGGAUCGGUCGUAAUUCAGUUGUCUUCAAUGUGAGACCGGCUUGAUAAUGUGUCCAUGACUCACACGGGGCACGCUAACGGCCUUGGAAUGUAAACAUUCCGUCGCGCGCAAGAGGACAAAAGACAAGAAAUCAUUAUUGGUGGAAUCUUCGGAUCGCUACAAAGCAUACAUCCGGGCUGGUUUGCAAUUCUUCAUUUCUACGAUCCAAAUUUUAGUAAUGGUAUUAAGUUUCUCACUCUUCAACAUGAUACGAAGUCACAUAUUUUUUUUUGUAUUUUUGUUAUUUGCUGCCAUCCUCUCCAAUUUUUUUUUGUAGAUGCGUAGGAAUGGAAUUUUCAUGUGGAGGAAUGGUCUCUUAGUCGGGUAGAGUAACACUUGUGCAUUUGAUAGGAUUUUUUUUUAACAGUGAACAGAUUGAACAGAGGGUACAGGUUACAGUUUCCGGAGUUUUGAUAUGUCUUUCUUUUGAAUAUUUCGUUUUGUGUACGCGACAGUGAUAAUACGCGAGCGCAUAUAUUGUUAACCAAAAGUUUAAGAGCGCAAGUGAGUGUGUGAGCAGCGUGUGCUAGAUCAAGCGUGACCGAUUUUUGUAGCUCGACACACUACCCUAUGGAGAGGAAGGAGGAGAAGGAAAAGGUGAAAGCACAUCGCAAACGUUCCGGUGAGCAUCAUCCGCCGCUGCAUUCGACGAGACGGGAAACGCUUCCCACACCGCCCCCGGAUCCAACGACACCGUCUGCCAUUGCCGAUGGGUUACCCCACGGUGCGUCAGCAUGUGACACAUCCGCUAGUACCGGAAGCUACACGGAAACGGAUCCAUUCAAGCGUCUGUUUACGUACCGGGAGCGAGAAGCACAGUUUCUACGGUUGCUGUGUGAAUGUGACCCAGGGCAGGAUGCCGGUAUCAGAAAACCACCCGGUCCAGGUACCCAUUCACAGUCACUGCCGGCAAGCGGCGGUGCGAAAGAGGCUGUGUCGAGUGUUAGCGUUUCCUCCGAUGUGAUGGGACGCAAUGAGCCGGGGUUUGAUUCGGCCAACGAGUUUCUGAUGCUGUUGAACCGGGCUGGCCCAUCGGUGGCAGCCGCCCUUUCAACAAAAGAUGCGAUCGAUCAGCUGGAUCGGUUGCAUGAACUGAUCGGUCAGUUUCUUACGCUGCAGGAACAAAACAUGCGGAUGCACUGGCAGUUGAAGAAUGUGGAAACGCUGCGCAAGCUAAAGUUGAUGCAGAUUUCGAUUGCGAAAGAUCCGGAUGCGUUUAUCAUCAGCAGCGGUGGUUUGGCGGAGGAUACGUCCGACAAUGAUCUGCUGGAUAAUGAGAUCGAGCAGAAUCUGGCACUGCUGGAAACGAUACUGGCCGCCGGUAACUCGGCAAGCAGCAAGCGCAGCAGCUCGAAAAGAGAGCGCAGUAAAUCGGUGAUUAACGAUGAGAUCACAAACUUCCAGCUGCAUCGCAAGGAGAGCGGUGGCCGUAAUUAUCCACUGCGCCGCCAGAGCGCUGUGUCCGACUUCAAACCGAAGGUGUCCAAAUGGACGAAGGUAAAGGCGGCUUUCAAGUGGGAAAAGACCAGCGCACUACCGGCGAACGAGAUCAAGAGUUCGGAAGCGAUGAUGAUACCGGUUAACAAUGAGGUGGCAAGAUAUCUGCGCGUACCAUCAAUACCGUGUGUCGGCAGUUCCGGGGAUUCGGUGUUUAGCUCGUCGUCCGGGAUUGUUGUCAGCGGUGGAUCGGCUCCUGGCACGCCGGGUGAAAACAGCUUGGCUAGUUCGGCGGAAAAUCUUACCGACAUGAACGAAGACACUGGUGGCGCCUCGGGAAACCAUCGGGAUAGACACGGCAAGCGAGACUCGGUGAAGAGUACGGAGCGAAGCAGCCAGGAGGAAGAUGCACGACGGUCCCGAUCACUUGAUGGGGAAGCUAUUCUCGAGCCGAUUCGUCAGAUGGAUAAGAACAAGAAUAAAUCUGCCUGGAGCAAGGUGAAGGGUAUUGUGAAAAAUCACCGUGGAUCGCUUAAAUCGAACGAGUCGCGUCGGGAGGCUAAACCUUCGAACAGUGUCGGCUGUAGCCGGGAGGCCAGUCCAUGCGAAUCGAUGGAUGCCUGCGAGAUGACGAUGCAGCGCGAUCGCUCCGAUUCGUUCUCUUCCAACCAAACGUCACCCGGCCAUCGAUCGUCAGCGAUGACACCGACCUUCCUGUUGCUGCCCGUAACGGUAGCAGGAGGGGACAACAGUGCACCUAGUGGUCCAAAUUCACCUUGUGGUUCCAUCCCAGGGACCCAGACCACCCUGUCCAGUGGAGAGGAUGGCGAUUGGAAACCAACGAGCAUUGCUACCGAUAGUCGAACACAACGCAAUGGCAGCGGAGACAAAGGUAUUUCACCGGGUUCGUCCACAACCGCAAUGGUUGCCCCCGGGACGAGUCGUGGAUCUCGCAAAAGCAAACACAUACCUGAUAUUGCAUCCGUACCUGAAGGAGUACCGGUAGAGACAAGGUCACCGGUCGGUAGCACCACCACCCACACAAACACCAACAGCAGUAGCAGUAUUAGUAAGCUAAGAAAAUCACCCCCCAAACCACUCAGCUUAACCCGACAACCAGACUCAGUCGAUGUAUCCGGCUCGGAUCAUCCAGAUGGCACGGCUCUUUCAUUGUCCUCGUCGCCUGGUCCGAAGUAUUCACCGAAACGUAAAAGCUAUGCUGGAAUUUCACUCGAUCCCGAAGGUUCGCUUCCUGGCAGUCCAUCUGGCAAGCAGUUUGGCUUUUUCACUGGUGGUACCGAACGAGUGGCAGAGUUGGUCGAACCGGGCUAUUCUAGUGGAGAUGUGUCCGAUCAGAAUACACCGAAGCGAAGACCUUCACCGAAACAUCGCACAUUGCAGCGACAACGGGAGGAAAUUGAGCGUCGUUACCAGGAGCUCCAGUUGAAACUGCAGCGUGAGUUUGAUGCCAAGCAACAAGAAUGGGAACGGAUACGACCGGCAGCACUCCUGCUAAACAACAGCCCUUUAUUGCUUCUAGUAAACCAGCUGCUAAAGGAUGAAGCUUCCGGGGUGCAUGGUGCAGGCACAGCCAAAUCACAACCACCUCCAAUCGUCGAGGACAAUCUGACACCGGACUUCAAAAAGAAGCUUAACGAAUGGCGCACGAAGCCGGGAAUGGCAAAGUACUCGAUGGUUGAUUCCAAGAAGAAACCGAUAACCGAUUGGCAACUUUGGAAAACGGGACAGAUCAAAUUGGAAGGUCAGGGAUUGAAGCAACUGCCCGAUGCUAAAGAUUUGCCGGAAGAUUUUCAGAAAAAACUAUCUGAAUGGAAGCAGAUGAAGGCAGCGAACAAAGUCCCGCCAUAUACCACACAAUCAUCCCAGGGCGGUUCCAGCGAGGGUGGAUCUUCGAUGAAGCGCCAACAAUCAAAAGCAUCCGGCAGUGCGGUGAAGAAGUCGAAAACUUCCGACGAGCUUGAGAAAGAUCGACACCAGCAACAGCAAGGCUUAUCCAAGUUAAAGGCGCUUGUAACUACAUCGGAAGCACCCAAAAAAGAGCUGGUGGUCCAGACAACCAAAGGUUUCAUCAAAUUUGAAGGGAUUUCUCGCAAAUUUACCCGUAAACUUUUCGAAUGGGAAAAGGCGAAGGGCAUUGGUCCGGAAGCGUCCACAAUUGCGCUUCUACAUCCAGGAUACGCACCGGUGGUAGUUGAAACGCAUGGCGUUGUGCUGGAGAACAAGCGAGAAAAGUCGCCAGCAUUAGCACGUUCACUUUCGAUGGACAGUAUAGCGCCUGUGCCUUCUGCAUCGUCAAUAUCGCAUCAGCCAUCUAGUCUUUCGCUCAAUGAUGCCGACGAACUGAAAGAUGUCGAUAAGGAUAGUGGUUCUAAUCGACGGGUUUCGUCUAAUCCGGAGCUAGAGCUUUCUGCAGAACGUGAAGAACCGGGAGCCGUUUUAGUGGAAGUUGAGGAUGAAGUACUCGAGGUGGUUGAUCCAUUAAUGCCGGUACUGCCAGAUGAAGAACGGAGACAAUCGACCACACUAGGAGUGAACCAGAAAACUAAAGAGUCUGGAUACCCGUCAAGGCCUUCGAGCAACAGUAGUUCAAUCCUUAAAGACUCCACAAAGUUGUUGAUACGAUUGAGCGAACAGGACUCGGUAGAUCGGGACGAGGUGCGUCGAUUGAAGAUCGUUCUGCGUGCCCUCAUCGCAACACUGCCCGAAUUUGUGGAAACUGGGUCGCGUAACAGUAUUGCAUUUUUUGCCUACAUGAAGGAUCUUGCGCUCGAUAUACUUCGCUAUCUGCAUCGCUUCGACGACGGAACGCUCAAGGAUGCCGGUGAGGUGUUGAGCAAUGUGCAAACCAUUAAUGGAGCAGUGGCCGAAUUGAAGAAGUCACUCCACUCUUAUAUGAAGUACGCCACAGCCAAUGCUAACGGGCGUAAGGAUGAAGAAAUACCACAGAUCAGUAUUACACCGGCCGUAGGGGCCCAGGCAACGACAUCAAUACAGCGGACCGAAGAUUCGUUCCGCAGCAUGGCUACAAUCAACGUGACUCCAACGUUUGUGUGCAAUGCGGUGCGUGUCAAUACGGUGGAGCUAGUUCAACCUAAUCCCACGGUACAUCGAUUUCCCGUCAGUUCGGAAUCAGAACCAGCUCCCCUUACCUCGCAGUCGCCAGAUUCGUCUGCUCACACCCCAACAGCACCGCUGCAGGUUUGCCAGUGCAAAGACUCACCAGAGAAAGAACCCCGUGAUGCAUCCGGUAAAAAGCUGCAACGAAAUCUAAGCAACGGAAGUCGCCGUAAGGCACGUAUCAAGCGGAUGGGUUCCCGGCAGAGCAGCAAAACAGAGAGCGACAGUGACGAUAGUCCGCAAAAUUACGUCUUGGACGUGCCACGCAAGACAAAGCGCAAAACAAGCCGAGCGAAAAAAUCCGCCUCAGAUUCGACAGAAAAACUGCCCACAGCACCGACCGGUGCCGAAAAAGCAUCCGAAGAUGUAGUGUACGUGUUGAAAAUAAAACCGGGACAAAAAAUUGAACAGUUAGAGCGGCCACAGCCGCAAAACGCAUCGAUCGGAAUGGCACCAGCUGGCGGGGAGGAUGUCCUUAUUUCUCCACGGGAAACGUGCGUUGAGCUGCUAGAGGCAACGCAUCCUACCGUCGCCGAACAAACGGCAGUAACCUGCCCGACCAGUGUGCUGGUGAAAACUAAACGGAAAAUCUUCACUACACUUGAAAGUGAUAGCUUGCCGGUACUGGGUUCCGGAAGCGUCAAUCAACCGGUCGCCUUCAGUCAGGAGCUAGAGUCCGGAUCUGGUGCAUCGGAUCGAAAUGAUGCACCAGAGACGGUGGUGAAUGUCGUACUGUCUCCCAGCCAAGAACAAAAGAUCGUUACAAAUUUACCACCAUUACCCCAGUCCCCAAGCAUGCAACGACGGAUGGAUGCGUCGAAGGCACCGAACAAGGAACUGUCUCCCAAUAUACGGCUAAUGAUCGCCAAGUACAACCAACGUCUAACGACGGAAAAGAGUGGUGCCUCUCCGCAUAGUUCCGGAUCCUGUUCUCCAGUAGCGUGGCGAUCACCCGUCCUUGAUCGACGUGUGCGCAAACAGACAGAAAAGUAUCAGGAAACGAUACAGCUAUCGAAAUCGGCCAGUGCCGGUAGCUUGCGGAAGUCCUUGAAACAACUGGAAGAAGAAAAAGAAUGCGAAUUGGCAUGCAGAGGGCCAAACGGUACAGCAGGAGGUGAUGAUCGAGAUCGUACGAGGGUGAUAAAAUCAUUCAGUGCCAGCAAGAUCGAGGGAACGAGCAAGAAUGUGAUGGAACAGCGUGAGUUGACUGUUGGACACCUUGAAAAGGAACCAUCGCCCGAGCUUGGUACGUUUCUUGCGUGUGAUAGUCUACGAAGGCGCGAUACUUUAUCCCGCUUGGAAAGGACACGUGAACAGCAAGCUGCGAAAGAGCUAUCAUCCAGCAUUUCGAGCUCGCUAUCGUGUCAAGCGGCUACAAACGUGACCGGUACGAUCAGAAAGGAACGUCUGUACAAAAAGCGUACCGAGUCUCCCAUUGCAAUUGGAACGACGACAGGCAGUAUCAAGAAGGGUACGACACGUAGUGAAAAGUAUACGCGCUGUCGAUCUGUACCUAACGAGGAGUGCGCUACGGAGGUGCUGAUUUCGUCCAAAGCUCUCAAACCACCCAGUCCACGAUUGAUCGCAAGACGAAGGUUGAAUCUCGAACAGCAACGAACCGAAUUCUCAAGAUCUGCUCCAACGACACCACUGGAAGAGAACCGCAGUAUUGUCGUCCCACUGAGCCAACGUGCCUUGAAGCUAAAGAAAGCGAAGGAAGAGUUCCUGCGGGCUCCAACCGGUAAUAGAUAUGAAGCUACGGGUUCGGACACUUCGGAGGCAUGGAGUAAUCGUAUUAGCCAGAUCAGUGUAACCAGUACGGCGUCGUCCAGUGUGGUGGAGGGUGAGUUAACACUACUCAUGAAGAGUGCCAGUGCGGGCGUGAUUGGUGUACGCUCUUCUGUCGAUCGUGAUACGGUGCUUACAUUGCGCCGGAACGAGUCAGGAUCGUCGUGUAUCGACGGUGAAGGUGCAGGAGGAUCGAUAUCGCGGCACAGUAUCAGCACGGUAAGUGCUGCCGGUGUGCCUGGUGGUGCCGGUGGAUCCCUUGCAGCUAGCAGCAGUGGAAGUCGUUUCGGAGGUCUAUCGAAUCUCGCCUCGAAGCUACGGAAGGUGAAGCUCCGGCGCAGCAGCAAGGAUCUCAGUAAGAUGCACGCCAUUUCGGCACUCUGUCGGCAGAGCCUGAUGGUGGACAUCAGUGGUGAGGCGGCAGCAAAGAUGGGCAGCGCACAGAGUCUUGGAUCACCGCGCCGGACCGGUCAUCGGGUGGGCGAACUGGAGGAGGAUCCCGAUAACCGUGAUGGUGAGGGCGAACCGCUAAAAAAGUCCGGCAGUGUACAGGCUAUCUGUAACCGUUUUCGACGCAGUGGGGAACGUAACGAUGAGCUGAAGAAGAGUCGCAGCUUAGGGUUUCUAGAGCCCGAACGGAAAGGUUCGGGAUAAUGUGGUUAAGCUUUCCGCUUUUGGCAAAAAAAAACAAUAUACUUUGCAAGAACACUUUGGAAAUGAUAGAUGGAUGUACACUUUGCUAGUAGAAAUCGGAUGUAAAUUAUUGCCAAUUUUUGGAAGUGCUGUGUGGCAGCUACGGAGGUACGUGCGCGCAUUAGAGUCUACGGUUUCGGUUCGAUCAUCUUCACUUCACUGGAUGGGCUGUGGAAUGUAAGGUUAGGUGUGACGACUACGAUCGAAUCCGCUUCGCACUUCUAUUGAUGUUUCGUCUUAUACGUUGUUUUACGCUCUAUUGUAUAUGUUUUCGCUCUUCCGUAGGAUGGAGUAUUGAUGUCUUUUUUUCCUCGAAUGAAAGCGAAAUAAAUGAAAUGACGAGUAAUUAGUGGUGCAGUUCCGUAAGCAUGCUGUCCAAAUCUACCGAAAGUAUAUAAAUGACUUGAUCGAUCGUUAAUGAUCGUUUUCAUGGUUGAAAUGGUUGAAUGAAAAGGAUAAUAUCUCUUUAGUGGAUUGUUUCCUAAGGGUUUAGUUGGGUACUUAGAGCAGAUCCACAAAUUAUGACAUCCUUGUUGCAACAUUAAACAAUAAUGUACAAAUUUCCUCUGCAUCAGUUUGAAAAAAAAAAUGUCCUGAGAAAGGCGUCACAAUGAUGUUGUGCGCACUCAAUAUUAACUCUGCGAUCAGGACGUUUUUCGUUGUUGUCAAGCUCAAUCAAUAUUAAAAGAUCUCAAGUAGUUAGUAAGCAAUGCUUAUUGAAAAAAAAACUAAUUUUUCCAUAUAGUCCUGAAAGUCCAAAGGCUGAAUUGAAUACUAACAAAAAUUUGAGUGCCAAGUGUAAUGACUACGCCGUAAUCCGCUUUAUCUUUCCCAUUUUCAGCUUAUUUUAGCCGUCACCGAUGUACGAAAGUAGAUUAAGCUCAAGGUAGGGUUUACAUUGAUUUGUGAACAGCUAUCUUAUCGUGUACGGUGUACAAUUAAUCCACUCAUAAAGCCCUACAUUGUGCAACGUGUACCAACGAAAUUGAAGGACGGGAAUUUGAAACAACGAAACACUUCCCACUGUGGUAACUGCACGAAGUUGCAAUGAACCAAAUUUAAGCGCUACACCACCUAAUUGCUGUGAGUGAUAACUCGCUGGUGGAAGACGUUCUUUACAGUGUACCGAUCAAUGCUCGUUCCUAUCGUCACCUUUAUUCGGUGGCCGUUAAACCCUAGACACUCUUGUCACCCGAUCCGCCAACCGAACAGGCGGAUGGAAUGGUGAUGAAAAUAUUUAUAUUAAAAAAAAGAAGCAAACUC
Molecule: messenger RNA, 9410 nt
Organism: Anopheles funestus (African malaria mosquito)
Lineage: Eukaryota; Metazoa; Arthropoda; Insecta; Diptera; Culicidae
Exons: 11
Coding region: 1662-8108 (2148 amino acids)
Molecular function (GO): transcription coactivator activity
Source: RefSeq, a predicted model, not a curated record